AUGGCCUCUCCAUCUUCCUCCCCUCCCGAAACCCGAACGACACCUACCCCCGACCUCCCCUCCUCCCCGGCCCUCCACACCUCCCUCGCCCACCAAAACGCCCAAUACAACGACUGCACCUCCUGCCGCAUCAUGGGCAGCGCCGCGUUCACGGGUCUGGGCUUCUACACCUACUACAGCGGCCGUAAACAAUUACGCGAGCGGGAAGCGGAGUUCUUGAAAGCGGGGAGUCGGUUUGGGGUGAGGGUGAGGAAGAUGAUGAUUUUGGGGAUGAGUAUGGGACUUGUGGGGUUGGGAGCUUGGAGGUUGGUUGAUUGA
Messenger RNA from Saxophila tyrrhenica, 318 nucleotides. RefSeq lists its product as uncharacterized. Bases 1 to 318 code for a protein of 105 amino acids. The transcript has a single exon. NCBI's taxonomy places the organism in Eukaryota, Fungi, Ascomycota, Dothideomycetes, Mycosphaerellales, Extremaceae. The record is from RefSeq and is a predicted model, not a curated record.